GGCCAGACUACAAUUCUUCUGGAAAUAAUUAAAACCACACCAUAUACAUACACACAGUCACAUAUAUAUCCACAAUACGGUCAAUACCCCCAUUGAUUUCUUUCGGUUAUAUCGCUGAAUAUUCAUAUAAGUAUUAUCCGUAUAUUCUCUCAUCAUUUUUAUUGUUCACGGACAUUCUCUUACAUGGGGCUCUCCACACGCUUCUCUACACAAGAGAGUGGUGUUCUUGCAAGUGUGAGAACCUUCCAUCUGCAGUGGCGCCAAUGAAGGCACUUUGAUGGAUAAGUCAGCAGAAGAGGGAAAAAGAAAGAAAAGAAAUAUAGAGAAAUUGCAUGUGUGUAAUGAUGUCUACUUCAGCUUGUUGGCACCUCCAAUUAUUAUAGUUUUUUCUUGGUGAUUGAUUCUGUAAAACCAAUUCGACCUAUCCUAUCUUCAUCAAAUUUUGAAAGAAUGUCUUCCAAAAAAUUGCAUGGUAGUGGUUCAGAGAAGUCUCUGCCAUUUGAGGAACAGCAAGCUAAGAUCAACGAGAUCAGAAAGCUGAUCGGUCCUCGUGCCGACAAGUUUCCAAUAUUGUGUUCAGAUGAAUCAAUAUUAAGGUACCUCCGAGCAAGGAACUGGAACACAAAGAAGGCAAGCAGGAUGCUCAAAGAAACCUUGAAAUGGAGGCUGGAAUACAAGCCGGAGAAGAUAAGAUGGGAACACAUUGCUCAAGAAGCUGAGACUGGAAAAAUUUAUAAAGCUAACUACUGUGACAAGCAUGGAAGGCCUGUUCUAAUCAUGAGACCGGGUUUCCAGAAUACAAGCUCGAUAGAUGGACAAAUCAGAUACUUGGUAUAUUGCAUGGAGAAUGCCAUAAUGGAUUUAAAUCCAGAUCAAGAGCAGAUGAUCUGGCUAAUUGAUUUUCAAGGUUGGAACAUGGCAUGCAUAUCGGUGAAGGUGACUAAAGUAACAGCUAAUGUGUUGCAGGAUCAUUACCCAGAGAGGCUGGGCCUUGGAAUCCUCUACAAUCCACCUAAAAUCUUCGAGUCCUUUUGGUUGAUGGUGAAACCAUUUCUUGAGCCCAAGACACACAAAAAAGUGAAGUUUGUCUACUCCGACGACCCACAAAGCCGAAAGUUAAUGGAAGAUCUUUUUGAUAUGGACAAGCUGGAAUCUGCAUUUGGUGGGAAAAACUCAAGCGGGUUUGACUACAAAGCUUAUGCGGAACGUAUGAUAGAAGCAGACAAGAUGAGGUCUGAGAAUCUAGCGACUUCUGGAUGUCCGUCUCCUUCACCAUCAAUUAUGUCGGACUUUGGUUCUGAGCUUUCUGAGGAAGGUGGAUUUUCAUCUAAUGACGAAAAUGCUUCGAACUUGGAGGGUGUUCAUGAGAAGACUGAAGAACAUCCCCCUGGAAGCAAAGAAGUAGCGGGUGUUGUCACCAAAGAAACGAAGAUUGGUGAACCAGCAUGAGUUGUGAAUAUAUAGAUCUUGGUUAAUCAUUUUAUUUUAUUGUAUUUUCAAAUUUUGUACGAAUGACAAUUAUUAACCUUGUUAGCUGAACACAAUUUUUUCCAUGAA
This is a messenger RNA of Cornus florida, 1557 nucleotides long. RefSeq lists its product as uncharacterized. Gene Ontology annotation, molecular function: phosphatidylinositol transfer activity. NCBI's taxonomy places the organism in Eukaryota, Viridiplantae, Streptophyta, Magnoliopsida, Cornales, Cornaceae. The transcript has 7 exons. The record is from RefSeq and is a predicted model, not a curated record. The coding region runs from base 451 to 1449 and encodes 332 amino acids.